Messenger RNA from Pogona vitticeps (central bearded dragon), 2144 nucleotides. The record is from RefSeq and is a predicted model, not a curated record. NCBI's taxonomy places the organism in Eukaryota, Metazoa, Chordata, Lepidosauria, Squamata, Agamidae.
GCUGUAGACGCGCUGGGAUACUGGUCUGUCUGGGCGUUUCCUGCCCCUGGAGGACAUGGAAGGCGUGGUUGAAAGUGAGCAAAUCUCCUCUUACUUGUCUCUGGACCAAAAGGGAAUAAGUCAAUUUCAAAUCCCUCUUAACAUUUCAAAGAACCUGUCACCACAAAGCCUGUGAUCCUGAUCCCGUUUUUGGACAGAGGUCCCAAGGGAGAAGCCAGGAUUUUUCAGGGGUUCUGUGGUGAGAUCCAGAGAGAGACCCACAACUUCUGCCAGAACCUGUAGGCAGUCAUGCUCUGGAGCCAUCUCUGGCAGGGGCAGAAGGGUAGACACUAAAGUAACAUGGUCCUGUUCAAGAGGACAGAUGCAUAUCGAGCGAAGCAGGUGGAUGUGGCCCAGGCUGGAAGCUUCUCUUCCAGGAGAGCUGGAACAGAAAUGGGGCCUAUGCAAACUUGGCAAGACCAGAUGAACUUUCAGUCAUCGAAUCCAAGGGGAUAAUCCCACAUACAUGGAAAGAGGCACAUAUUUCAUUAAUACAUAAAGAAGGCACCGAAAAGAACAAAAUCAAGAAUUAUAGACCAAUCUCACUAUUAAAUGUUUAUUAUAAGAUCUUUACAACCAUCUGGGCUUCAAGAUUAAAGGAAAUAUUAGGAGAAAUAAUACAUAAAGACCAAACAGGUUUCCUCCCCAAAAGGAAAUUGUCAUCAAACAUAAGGACGAUAAUAGACAUUUUAGAAUAUUAUGAGCUUCAUCCAGGAAAGCAGAUGAUGUUGAUAUUUUUAGAUGCAGAAAAAGCCUUCGACAAUGUUAACUGGGACUUUAUGAUACUGCAACUAAAGGAAAUGGGAGUGGAAGGAAAAUUCCUACAAACAAUUAAAGCAAUAUAAUCUGAGCAAGAAGCCAAGAUCAAGGUCAAUGGGAAUUUAACAGAGAGCAUACUGAUUGAACAAGGCACAAGACAGGGCUGUCCGUUAUCUCCCCUCUUAUUCAUAUUAACGUUGGAAAUUCUAAAUAGACAAAUAAGAGCUAACGAAGGAGUCAAAGGCCUCAAAAUUAGAGGAGAAGAAUUCAAGGUACAAGCCUACGCAGACGAUCUGGUAAUAAUACUUGAGGACCCGCAGGAUGGCCUAAAGGAAGUAUUAAGAAUUAUAGAAGAAUAUGGUCAAGUAGCAGGUCUCCAAAUCAAUUAUCAAAAAACAAAAGUCAUGAUCAAAAACAUAAAGAAAGAGGAAGUGGGAAAACUGUUGAGAGAAAGUAACUUUGAAGUAGUUCAAAAAAUUAAAUAUUUAGGAGUUAUUAUCACUAAAAAACCCAGCAAUCUAAUGAAAGAGAAUUAUCUUAGAAUACAGAAGGAAAUGCAGAAGAAUCUGGAAGAUUGGAGCAAGCUUCAAAUAUCGUUGAUGGGAAGAAUUGCAACGAUAAAAAUGAUGAUUUUGCCUAAACUAUUAUUCCUUUUCCAAAAUUUACCAAUACUUAUGAACUUUAAAUACUUUAAAGAACUGGAUCGCCUGACAACUAAAUUUAUAUGGAAUACUAAGAAACCAAGAAUAAAACUUAGGCUAUUACAGGAUUUGAAAGAAAGGGGUGGUGUAGGGCUCCCAAAUUGGUUAUUAUACUAUAAGCCGUGUGCAAUGACAUGGAUAAAAGAAUGGAUAACCCUGGUAAAUCAAAGAUUAUUGAAAUUAGAGGGGUAUGAUUUAAGUAUGGGGUGGCACGCAUAUGUGUGGUAUGGGAAAGAUAAGGAACAAUCUCAUUUUACGGAACAUAUUGUAAGGAAAGCUUUGGGUCUAGUCUGGUAUAAAUUUCGAGCACAAACAUACAAAAAAAUCCCACUAUGGGUAGCCCCCAUAGAGGCAUUUUCGAUGAAAGUGAUGAAUCAGAAAGGGAUCUUGUUAAAUUACAAAGAAUUGCUUAAUAGAGAACAAAAGUUAAAAAGCAAACAAGAAUUAGAGGAACUAGGGGUGGCAACAGACUGGUGGUCGCUGAACAAACUAGAAUCAAGAUACAGAAAAGAUAGAAUUUUGGGCUUUUUUGAAGGUGAAGUACAGGUAGAUAAACUCUGGAUCCACUCUGAUGAGAAAAUAAUAAAGAAAAUGUAUACAUAUCUAUUGGAAUAUGAAAUGGUGGGCCCAAAAAUGGAAAAGUGA